GGCAACAACCCCGGCAUUUCUGCGAAAUCUUAAUAGGCUUCUACUUACUGCAAGAUAUCAGGUCUGUAUUUCAAGUAAGCUUUUUUCUAGGACGCUAAAUUCUACAAUGUAUCGCUGAAUGUAUCAAAACAAGUAUCAAAAUUUGUAAAAACUUCAAAUUAAACGAAGGAAACAUUGUGACAAGUUAAUAUUGUUUAUUCAACGUUUAUACCAAAUUCAUUGUCAAAAUUGAAAUAAAUUGACAUGUAAACCCGGUAGAAUUUGUAGUACUUUUUAAAUUAGACUGAUACUGAAAGGCGCAGCGAAAUGAACCUUUUUGGAGCAGAGGAAGCGUGCGAGCCCAGCAUGGGUUCGGCUCCCCGGCUGCACUGCAGAAGCGGCGAGCCAGGAGUGAGGGUGUGCGGGUGUCGGCUCUGCAUCCUCGGGUCCAGACUCUCCAGCACAGCGGAGUGGUUUCUGCGGGCCGGGGACGCGCCGAAGAGGCGCUUUCUCACUGGUUUACUUCUUCGCUGUCAGAGCCUGGAUAUUGUGCGAAACGUCGCACAGCUGUUACAGGUAACUCUGGGCAAAGACUUUACCUACGCCAGGUGCCAGCAAAGGCCGGCUCCGUCGGCGGACCUAGACGCUUGGAGUUCGGACCCAAGCGAAGUACUCAGCGGGGAAAUCAGGGAAACCUGGAAGUGGUUCAGCUGCAGCUCAAACUGGACCAAAGCGAAUUACGUUUUGGGAGUUUUCCCUCUCUGCGAUGUCAGUCUUCUUCACGUUCUGGGAAAUCUUACUCGGGCGCUUCUGGCAGGGCAAAGUCGAACUUUUCUCCAUCAUAACGUAAUUGUAGACAACCUUGAGGACCACGCUACUUCCAUCCCAGAAUCACAUCAUUCCUUCUACUCGGAUGAACACAAAGGGCUUGACCUACUCAUCCGUACCAGUUCCAACUUUGCACCACUGGAGUAUGCCUGGGACCUGGAACAGCAAAUAGAUUUCGCGCCAAAUCCUGCAGGGACCGAUGCCCUGAAGGAGGCGUCCCAGUCAGUCUCGGCGGUUCGGAGGCGUGAUUGGAGCCAGGAUGGCGAUGGGAACUCUCUGUAUUCCCCAGACAGCGCGCGCACGGCGUUCCUCAGGGCCUCGGAGCUGCUGUCUGGAGUCAGUCGCUACACGGAUUUUAUCCGUCGGCUGCCGGUGCACCUGGCCAAAAGGAUUUUAGCACUCUUGGACGAGCCCUCACUCUGCAGCUGCUUGUUUGUGUGCCGCCACUGGCAUUAUCUGGCUGAAGAGGUGCAGGUGGAGUCCACAGUCAGGCGGAAGAUGGAGAAUCUAGCGGUAACCAUGCAGGCCAAUUUCUGCUCAGGGCCCAAUCCAGUCUAUGCCAGAAUUCGGGAGGUUCUGGUUCCCGUCAUGGAGGAGGAAGAGCAGCUGCAGACCAGAGAGUGUGUUUCCAGAACCAGAACGGGUACAGCCUUCGAGUCGGUCUAUGCUGGGGUUGCGACCAGGGCACUGCAGAUGGAGGAGAGGAACGUCUACUGUGGCGUGUUCAGCGUCACUGUGCUGUCUGAGCAGUUGGGGGACGACCCUCUGCGAGUGGUGCAUUUCUGUGGAGGGAACCUGGUGGCCAUGGGUUCGAGGGACAAGGCAGUGCGGCUGUUGGACACGAAGACAGUGAAGCCAGUGAUGCGCCCCCUGUUGGGUCACACGGGGAGUGUCCGCGUCGUGCUGCUGAGUGAGGAGCGGGGACUCGUCCUCAGUGCGGGCUGCGACCUCACGAUCAGGUGCUGGAGCCUGCAGACUGGGCUGUGCAUGAAGGUGUACUUUGGUCACACUGGCACCGUAAACUGCCUGGAUCUGCAAGAAGACCUGCUGGUUUCUGGGGCCAAGGACUGCAAGGUGAAAGUGUGGAACCUUCACACUGGAAAGUGUUACAAAAAGCUGAAGUUCCAUCAUGACAAGCCCAUCCUGUGCGUGAAGAUCCAGAAGAACCUGGUGCUGAGUGGCUGUGAUCAGGGUCUGCUGAAGGUGGGGGACCUGGAGACAGCCACGAUCCUCCGGGCCAUCGCUGCCCACGAGGGCCCUCUCAGAUGCCUCUUCUGUGACCCAUGGCACAUCCUGUCCGGGGGUGGCGACGGACUGGUGAGGGCUUGGAGCACCAGCUGCGGGUUCGAGGGCAGCCUGAUGACCUUCCGGCAUCCUGCGGAGGUGCUGAGCCUGGCAUUCCUCUUCCUGCGUGUGAUCACUGGCUGUGGCGACGGUAAGAUCCGCAUCUUCAGCUUCCUGUCGGGGGAGUGCCUGAGGGUGAUCAGGGCUGGCAGGCAGCAGAUCCCAGUGCGCUCCCUGCAUGCGCACCCAGACAAAAUCGUUGUGAACACCAGCGCCACCUUGGUGCUGCUGAGGUUCGGCACGGUUCACUGGAACUACACUGCAGCAGUGACCUUGCCAGACGGCCCGGAGGCAUCCUGGAGGCCCGCAGUGCAGGAGGAUCCACACACCUUGGCGGGCACUUUCCGCCGCACCCGCCCCUGGGAGGGUAGUAAUGCGGCCAGAAGGGCGGCGCCACCUGCUCUGAGCGGUCGGCAGGUGCAAGGAGACAUAUUUGGGGCCCAGACGGAGUCCCCCAGUGAGGCCAGGAGAGAGAAUCAGGCUUAUUGCACCCAACUGCUGCUCAGGAGGCCAUGGGGAGGAUUGGGGUCAGGCAGCCCUGCGGGGGGCAGCCUCACAAGGGAUGCUGACACUGCUGGAUUUGCAAAGAAGUGGUACAGGCCAGUGAGGAGUGUCCCAUCUGGUGGUAAGAGGGCUGUCGUACAGGCGGCAAAGAUCUCCCAGCAUUCUCAGCGGCCCGAGCCACAGGCCCAAAACAUGGACAUGUGGGAAUCUCCACCCACUUUUUCCAGGAAGAACCUUGUGGUCAAAUCCUCAUUGCCACAGAAACUGUGCUUACCAGCGCCCCCUGCAGGGAUGGGCAUUGGAAUGAGCCAGACCGAAAUCCUGCAGCUCACCUGGACCCAGAUCCCCACACACAGCGGUGCAUCUACUCUGGUACCCCCCACCUCAAGGAAGGUGGGGCUUCCCCAACGACGCCAAACCGCACGCCAAGCCCCUCCAUCCCCCCACAACCACCCCAACACACAUGGAGCAGGUGGCCCAGCCCCCGCGUGGGGUUCCAGCUGCCUGAUGGCACGGAGCCCCCACCCCAGCGUGGUCCCACCCACUAGACCCCUUCUGACCCCUUCCGCCUAUCCACAGCCACACAGCUGGCGGAGGAGCAGGGGCUGUGGGUGCGAGCCCAGCGGGAGUAGGAGGUCCUCGGGACGAGGCGGGGCAGCACACAGUGGUGGGGAGCCUGAGCAGUGAGGGUGGGGGGCCCACCAUCCACCCAGAGCGUGCAGGAGGGCCAAGUGUACGUCAACGAACCGGGCCAUGUCGCUGCUGCCAUGUGUGUGUGUGUGUCUGUGUGUGUGUCUGUGUGUGUGUGUGUCUGUGUGUGUGUCUGUCUGUGUGUGUGUGUGUGAGUCUGUGUGUGUGUGUGUGCGUGUGUCUGUGUGAGUCUGUAUGAGUGUGUGUGUCCGUGUGUCUGUGUGAGAGUGUGUGAGAGUGUGUGAGAGUGUGUGUGAGUGUGUGUGAGUGUGUGUGAGUCUGUGAGUGUGUGUGAGAGUCUGUGUGUGUGAGUGUGUGUGUCUGUGUGCGUGUGUCUGUGUGAGUCUGUAUGAAUGUGUGUGUCCGUGUGUCUGUGUGAGUCUGUGUGAGUGUCUGUGUGAGUCUGUGUGUGUGAGUCUGUGUGAGUCUGUGAGUCUGUAUGAGUGUGUCUGUGUGAGUGUUUGUGUCCAUUUUUGUAACUAUUACCCAGUGGGGACCAGACUCCCCCACACUGUGAGAAAAACCUGGACAUUUUUUAUAACCUCAAUUUUAUAAAAAUCCGUGACUGUAAUAAAAAAACUACAAAUGGCAAAAGGCUUUUGUUUGGUUAUCUGGUUAAAUUUAGGGCUGGUUAGGGCUGGUUAGGGGUUAAGGGUGUCAUCGCUGGGGUUAGGGUUUCUCCCCACAGGUGUG
This is a messenger RNA of Brienomyrus brachyistius, 4038 nucleotides long. RefSeq names its product F-box and WD repeat domain containing 10 (gene fbxw10). Bases 307 to 3342 code for a protein of 1011 amino acids. The transcript is spliced from 14 exons. NCBI's taxonomy places the organism in Eukaryota, Metazoa, Chordata, Actinopteri, Osteoglossiformes, Mormyridae. Gene Ontology annotation, molecular function: protein binding. The record is from RefSeq and is a predicted model, not a curated record.